This is a messenger RNA of Cladophialophora immunda, 2922 nucleotides long. RefSeq lists its product as uncharacterized. Gene Ontology annotation, cellular component: nucleus. The record is from RefSeq and is a predicted model, not a curated record. Gene Ontology annotation, molecular function: RNA lariat debranching enzyme activity. The transcript has 3 exons. Lineage: Eukaryota; Fungi; Ascomycota; Eurotiomycetes; Chaetothyriales; Herpotrichiellaceae. Gene Ontology annotation, biological process: mRNA splicing, via spliceosome. The coding region runs from base 12 to 2630 and encodes 872 amino acids.
CCGUCAAGUAAAUGCGCAAGACAGCCCUAUUCACGCCGCUAUUUUCUUCAAGGCUGUUGAAAUUCCCGUCGUGGGUCCGCUUAUUGAAUAGACUCGCCAACGCUUCACCUCCCGCGUACUUUCUCCAAGAGUUUCAUCACCGUGGCUCCGGACGGUCCAAGUUGAAUUGCACUUCAGAAAAUGCAGCAGCCAUUAGCCACGUUGGUUCAUCAUUGAGAUCCGCUGGGACGAGAAGGAAAAUGUCGGAAGCUGAAGACGAGAAGAACAGAGGCGUCAGGAUCGCUGUCGAGGGUUGCGGCCAUGGGACACUCCAUGCCAUCUACGCUUCGGUAGAAGAGGCUUGUCGCGUAAAAGGCUGGGAUGGUGUUGACUUGCUGAUAAUCGGCGGUGAUUUUCAGGCAGUAAGGAACCAACAUGACCUCAAUGUCACGUCCAUGCCCAUCAAGUACAGACGCAUGGCGGACUUCCAUGAAUACUACAGUGGUGCCCGAACUGCCCCAUACCUCACCAUCUUCAUCGGCGGAAACCAUGAAGCAAGCAACCAUCUCUUUGAACUCUAUCACGGUGGAUGGGUCGCCCCGAACAUCUACUAUCUCGGGGCUGCCAAUGUCAUUCGAUUAGGGCCUCUCAGAAUCGCCGGGCUGACGGGCAUCUGGAAAGGAUAUGACUAUCGCAAACCCCAUUUCGAGCGUCUCCCCUACAAUCAAGAGGACAUGAACACUAUCUAUCAUGUUCGAGAGCUGGAUGUCCGGAAGCUCUUGUCUCUCCGAUCGCAGGUUGAUAUUGGUCUCUCCCAUGACUGGCCACAAGGUGUGGAAUACCAUGGAGACUACAAAUGGCUCUUCCGGAAAAGACGCGACUUCGAGACCGAUUCAUCUGCUGGGAAGUUGGGGAGCGUGGCUGCUAGGCAGUGUUUAGAUCGGCUGCGGCCGCCCUAUUGGUUCUCUGCACAUCUCCACACCAAAUUUGCCGCCAUGUUCUCACACGACGAAGAGGACACAAAUCCGACCGCUGGCAGACGUAGUAAUGUCACCCCACGGCCGGAAGAUCGUCAGCAAGUGUCAGCAUGGCAUGAUUUUUCUCAGCAAGCGGACGCUGAAGAAAGAGACAGAAUUUCAGAGGACCAGGAACUGGAACGGCUACAAGAAGACAAGACAGAUACCUCGUCUGGUCCACAAUACUCAUACGAUGAGACGUUUAACAGAAUUGACAGGGGGGCAGGCCUCGAGCGUACGGUGGUGUCGACAACUCGAAGCCGGGUCAACUCAGAGGAGGCGGAUCCAAUCCCCAAUCUCGACGGCUGCUUCUGCUCAAGACCGACUAAGCGGCAACGCCUAGAAAGUGGGCCGUCGAACCCUCCCCACGACGUGACUAACAGCGAACUUCGACCAGGCACGUCUGGAGAUCAGUUGGAUGGUGCCAAUGCUAGCUUGUUUGGACCACCAAAACCCGCGGUGGCCAACCCAGAUGCUAUCGAUAUUGACAUGAGCGACGACGACGAGACUACGGCAGCAGCCAGCGAAGAUACCGCUACACCUCGAAGCAAACCCCUCCAAAUCUCUGGCGAGACAGCCAGAUCCAGAGACAGUGAUGACAUAAAGAACCCGGAUGUUUCGCAGAGUCUAUCGGAAGAGAGCGAGGACGGUGGUGUCAAGCUGCAUCCACAGGCCUCUUCCUUCACCCCGAUGCCCAGUAUUUCUUCCCUGCAACACGAAGCAAAUCGCUCUCAAGGUUCGCCUGGCCCUUCCAGGAUGUCUUCUGAGCCGGAACUGAAUCCACGUGCCCAACUAUUCGACCCGCAGCCACUUCCCGACCGAAGUACUGGAGGUAUCUCAGAACGCUCGCACGCUGAACCAGUAUUAGAGAAGGAGUCGCAAGUUGUGGAAAGCAAUGACGACGUGCCCCAGGAAAUAAGAGAUCAGCUAGCGGCUUUAUCACAAAAUUUCGUCAAGAAAGAACCUCUUGAAGUCUCCCCAUCACUGCCAUUCCCAGAAGAUAUCACCAACAGAACAACCAACUUCCUCGCCCUCGGCAAAUGCGAGAUGUACCAGGAAUUUCUCCAGCUUCUCGAGAUCCAAUCAAUGACUUCUCCCGACGAGGAGCUCCACCGUCCUCUCAAACUUUUCUACGACCCCGAAUGGCUCGCGAUCCAGCGGGUAUUUGCCCCUGAGCUUCAACUUGGCGGUACCCCAAAGGACAAAGUUCCUCCACACCGUGGGGAGUCGUACUACCGUGACCGAAUUGUAAAAGAGCAGGAAUGGGUCACCGAGCAUGUGGUCAAGGCUGGCAGGCUGCAGAUCCCCGAGAACUUCAGCGUGACAGCGCCGGUCUAUGACCCAAGUCUCCAAGUUGCACCGGACGAGAUGCCCCGCGAGAUGACAAAUCCGCAGACGAGCGCGUACUGCGCGUUGAUCGGGAUUGACAACAAAUUCGACAUCAGCGAAGAAGAGAGAGAAUCCAGGAUGCAGCAGGGCCCGAGACCCGAGAACGCCGACUUCCAGGCGUAUCAUAACCGAUCCCGUCAACAAGGUCAGGGUGGUGGAAGAGGUCGUGGAAAUCAUCGCGGCGGUGGCUGGAGGGGCGGUGGACGAGGAGGCAACAGAGGACGAGGUAGAGGACGGCGGUUUUAGAAAGCGAUGCGAUGACGGUUUGGUGCUGGCAGGAAGAGGCUUUUCACCUCGUCGGCGACCUUUGUUCUGGGCGUGAAUGGCCAUCAAGGUCAUAAUUUGGCGAUCCACGGCGUGACAGAGCGUGGCAGUGUACGGUGAAGGGAUUUCAUGUACAACAGACAAAUACUUCAAAAUUGAUACCCAAGAGAAGGCGGCAGGGGAUCCAUCUUUACACACAAGAACAGGGUCGCAAGGCAUGAAAAAGUGAACGUUUCCGGACUUAUUUAUAUCGCAAAGGAGCUUCCUAUUCGUC